Molecule: messenger RNA, 2602 nt
Organism: Theobroma cacao (cacao)
Lineage: Eukaryota; Viridiplantae; Streptophyta; Magnoliopsida; Malvales; Malvaceae
Gene: ANTR2
Product: Major facilitator superfamily protein
Biological process (GO): transmembrane transport
Molecular function (GO): transmembrane transporter activity
Source: RefSeq, a predicted model, not a curated record
GUUGCAGCGAUGGGCGAGGCACGGUUGAGAUUUCCUCAUCCGAACUACCAAAAACCCUCAUUCGAAACCACUUAUUUACCGUCUCUGCCAUACAUUUCUCGCCCGUAAUUUCGAAUUGCAUGGAGGGGUAUUUCCCUAAUCCUGUCCGUUCCUCUUGAGGACCGUUCAUCCCUCAGAGGAUGAUAGGCCACGUGUCAUACUCUCGACCCUCCUUUGCUUCGGUAUGUUAAAACCACUGGGACUUUUCCCGCUUUGAAAAAAAGAGAAAAAAGCUCCACAACAAAAUUGUAAGGAAGAAAAAAGAAAAAAAAGAAAACUCUGUUUAUCUAUUCCAGAGUCGGAGAACGUUGGCACAAAGAGCUAAACACGGUGUCGUUUCUUAGAUUUUUGAACUGAAAUGGUAUAAUUAGCUCUUUAGCUUCAAGCUCUUUCACUGUAAAACUGGUUAUCUGGCAAUGGCUAUCGGCGGUCUGAUUUCGAACCGGAAUUUCGGUUCUUUUAUCGGUUCAGGUAAACUAUGUCGAGGGGAGCAAGCCAUCUUACUUCACAGGGGAGAGAGAUCAGCUGUUGCUGUGGUGCAUGGGAAAAUGUUGUAUCGAAAGUUAUGCAGUCAAACGGCAAAUGGUUUUAUAUCUGGAUACUCAUUUGGUCCAUUUCUUCAGACUACUGUUCAUUUAGAUGAAAACACUUUGAAACCCAUAUCAAUUUCUCGUAAUGGCAGACAACCUAUUUCUUCAUUGUCCCUGCACCAUUCUGAGAAAUCUCACAGAGUUUAUCCUCAACAACGAAGUAGAGGAAGUUUUGGAUGUUAUUCUUCUUCAAGUCCCUCGCUUGGACGUUGGCUUGAGCCAGGUGAUGAGGAUAGAAUAAGAAAAAACAGGACUCGUGCUUACUAUAAGUCUGAGGAGUAUGACAUAACAGAAGCGAAGGUGGACCCUUUGCCGUCUCCAGAAGCAACCAAUGAAGUGGUUCUAGUUGAAGGAGAGAUGCAGGAAGCAGUCCCUUGGUGGCAGAGUUUUCCGAAGCGCUGGUUUAUCGUACUGCUCUGUUUUGCAGCAUUUCUGUUAUGCAACAUGGACCGUGUAAACAUGAGCAUUGCAAUACUCCCCAUGUCAAAAGAGUUCAACUGGAACAGUGCAACAGUUGGUUUGAUUCAGUCCUCUUUUUUCUGGGGCUACCUCCUCACUCAGAUUCUUGGAGGCAUAUGGGCAGAUAAAUUUGGUGGAAAGCUGGUCUUAGGUUUUGGAGUUAUCUGGUGGUCAGUAGCUACAAUUUUGACACCUAUUGCUGCAAGAAUUGGACUUCCAUUUUUGCUUACAAUGCGAGCUUUUAUGGGAAUUGGCGAGGGUGUGGCUAUGCCAGCAAUGAACAACCUACUUUCUAAGUGGAUUCCAGUGUCAGAGAGAAGCAGAUCACUUGCACUUGUAUACAGUGGAAUGUAUCUCGGUUCUGUUACUGGGCUGGCUUUCUCUCCUAUCUUAAUCCACAAGUUUGGGUGGCCAUCUGUAUUCUACUCAUUUGGCUCCCUUGGAAGUAUCUGGUUUGCAUUAUGGCUGAGAAAAGCAUAUAGCUCCCCAAAUGAAGACCCCAAGCUUAGUAAAGAAGAAAAGAAACUAAUCAUGGGAGGGAGCAUAUCAAAAGAACCUGUUAAGAUCAUUCCAUGGCGAUUAAUAUUAUCGAAAGCCCCUGUUUGGGCUCUCAUAAUCUCUCACUUCUGCCAUAAUUGGGGAACUUUUAUUCUCUUGACAUGGAUGCCUACCUACUACAAUCAGGUUUUGAAGUUCAACCUCACUGAAUCUGGACUCUUCUGUGUAUUGCCAUGGUUGACUAUGGCUGCCUUUGCAAAUAUAGGAGGAUGGAUUGCAGACACACUCGUGAGUAAAGGUCUUUCCAUAACUGCAGUUCGUAAGAUCAUGCAAUCGAUAGGUUUUCUGGGACCAGCCUUCUUCCUUACACAGCUAAGCCAUGUCAGGACACCUGCUAUGGCAGUGCUGUGCAUGGCAUGUAGUCAGGGAUCUGAUGCAUUCUCUCAGUCUGGUCUUUAUUCCAAUCACCAAGACAUUGGCCCACGCUAUGCAGGAGUUCUAUUAGGACUGUCAAACACAGCCGGAGUGCUGGCUGGUGUUUUUGGUACAGCUGCAACUGGCUACAUACUCCAACGAGGCUCAUGGAACGAUGUGUUUAAGGUGUCAGUUGCAUUAUACAUCAUAGGCACAUUAGUCUGGAACUUAUUUUCAACUGGAGAGAAGGUUCUCGACUAGGAAAAUUCUAUAGCAGGAACUAGGAAGAUUGGAAGCCUACAUAACUCAAAAGAGAACAACUUUCGAAGUAAUAGAAGGGAGCGUGCGUACCAGGGCGGGUGAAAGAAACCCAGCUGAAAGCAGCUAAGUGCCAAUGAUCAAAAGCUUUUUACCAACUUGUAAGGCCCUCUUGUACUUGAAAACAAACAUUUAACCUUGCUGGAAAAAUGUUUUCAGCCCAAAGUUCCUUUUUUCAUUUAAUUUAUGUGUUUCUUUAUGGGUAAAUGUUUUGUACCAACACAUGAAAUAUCUUCUUUGCCCAUAAAAUGCUUUAAAAGCGAGACACCCUACACCAACUUCAA